This is a messenger RNA of Colletotrichum godetiae, 777 nucleotides long. RefSeq names its product glutaredoxin. Gene Ontology annotation, molecular function: 2 iron, 2 sulfur cluster binding. Gene Ontology annotation, cellular component: cytosol; nucleus. The transcript is spliced from 2 exons. Gene Ontology annotation, biological process: intracellular iron ion homeostasis. Bases 1 to 777 code for a protein of 258 amino acids. The record is from RefSeq and is a predicted model, not a curated record. Lineage: Eukaryota; Fungi; Ascomycota; Sordariomycetes; Glomerellales; Glomerellaceae.
AUGUCGACGAUCACGGAGAUCACCAGCCUUGCCGACUGGGAGAAGCAUAUUGCCUCCACCCCGCCUUCCACCCUCCACAUCAUCUCCUUCCAUGCACCAUGGGCCGCCCCAUGCGCCCAGAUGGCUACCGUCCUCUCGACCCUUGCCUCCGAAUACCCCGUCACCAGCCCCCCGCAGACAUCCUGGGUUUCCAUAAACGCCGAAGAGCUCAGCGACAUUAGCGAGACAUACAACGUCACCGCCGUCCCCUUCCUCGUUCUCCUGCGCAACGGCCAAGUCCUUGAGACCGUCAGCGGUAGCAGCGCUGUCAAGGUCCGCAAUGCGAUCGAGACACACGCCAAGAAGCCCGCCGGCGCGGCUGCCACAGUAAAUGGCAACCAGGGCGUCGAGAACGGUCCCAGCGCGAUGCAGGUUGACGAGCCCGUCGACCCGGCCAAGGCCAAGGAGGAGUUGUUCAAGCGCCUGGCCGACCUUGUCAAGGCUGCGCCCGUCAUGCUCUUCAUGAAGGGUACCCCCAGCUCACCUCAGUGCGGCUUUUCAAGACAGCUUGUUGCCAUCUUGAGAGAGCACUCGGUCAAGUACGGGUUCUUCAACAUUUUGGCAGACGAUGAGGUACGACAGGGCCUGAAGGAGUAUGCCGAGUGGCCGACCUACCCUCAGCUCUGGGUUGAUGGUGAGCUGGUUGGUGGCCUUGAUAUUGUCAAGGAAGAACUCUCCAACGAUCCCGAGUUCUUCGGCCCGUACAGCAUCAAGGCCAGUGCUGAGGCCGCUGCCUAA